UGCUCGUCGAACGGCGCUGUGCUGCGACGGGACCAUGCCGCCGCGCCCUGCACCACCGAUCAACCGAUCACAGAUUUUAUAACCGGUCGCCCUGCGCCGAUAGGAAUUGAUGGCCGGGUUGCGUUCGUUGCGUCGAGUAUCGACGCUAGACCGUUGGCAUCCACGCGUCGAUGAUCUACAUGCGAUCGACGCGUACGAUCGAUCCUUCCUGGACGAGAUUUUCCAACAAAUUCGAAUCUCAUCGAGACGUUACCAAAGCCGUAACAUCGGAUCUGCCGAUCGCGAGAUCAUCGGAGAGUCAAGGGAAUAAGGAAACUAGGAAAAGGAGAAAAGAUGACCGAGACAAUGUCCGAAGAUUACGAGGUAGUCUCGAGGAGCGACGGGUCGUGCGAGGACGCGGAAACACAAGCGGACUUUGGAAUGCCGGGUUGGGAAGCGGCGGUUGCUUCCUUCACUCUCGGAUUCAUCGUUCUAGCUACGGUUCUGGGCAAUUCAUUGGUAAUCCUGAGCGUCUUCACCUAUAGGCCCCUGAGAAUAGUCCAAAACUUUUUCAUCGUUUCACUUGCGGUAGCCGAUUUGGCCUUGGCGAUCCUUGUGAUGCCAUUCAACCUAGCUUACCUCCUUCUCGGUAAAUGGAUCUUUGGUAUACACUUUUGCAAGCUCUGGCUGACAUGCGACGUUCUCUGUUGCACCGCGAGCAUACUCAAUCUCUGCGCGAUAGCUCUCGAUCGUUAUUGGGCCAUUACCGAUCCGAUUAAUUACGCGCAGAAGCGUACGCUGAAGAGAGUUCUUGGAACGAUAGCCGGAGUUUGGCUUUUGUCCGGUGCCAUAAGCUCCCCACCUUUGGCAGGAUGGAACGAUUGGCCGGAAGAACUCGAGGACGACACGCCGUGUCAGCUUACCAGAAGGCAGGGCUACGUGAUUUAUUCGGCCCUCGGCUCCUUUUUCAUACCCCUAUUCCUGAUGAGCCUCGUUUAUCUCGAGAUAUUUCUCGCUACGAGAAGGAGAUUGCGCGAACGUGCUCGACAGAGCAGACUCGGUGCCGUUCAAUCUACGAGACACCGGGAGACCGACGACGCCGAGUCCGUAAGUUCCGAGACGAAUCACAACGAGAGAUCGACGCCACGGACGCACGCAAAGCCCUCGCUGAUCGACGACGAGCCGACCGAGGUGACGAUCGGCGGUGGUGGCGGUGGUGCCACCGGCAGCGUCACCGGCAAUUCUCGACGAAUCGCAUCUGCCAGCGGUGCUGGACAAACCCCACCUACCACCGCCACGGUCUACCAAUUCAUCGAGGAACGACAGAGAAUUUCUCUCUCGAAGGAGAGACGCGCCGCGAGAACGCUCGGCGUCAUCAUGGGCGUCUUCGUGGUUUGCUGGCUACCCUUCUUCCUCAUGUACGUCAUCGUCCCAUUCUGCCCGGCUUGCUGUCCCUCCAUCAGGCUCGUUUACAUCAUCACGUGGCUGGGUUAUCUCAACAGCGCUCUCAAUCCUCUCAUCUAUACCAUAUUCAAUCUCGACUACAGGCGAGCUUUCCGAAGGCUAUUGCGCAUUCGCUGAUUGUGAGAUCGAACUUUGAUUCUCCUCUGUCCAUUUCUCUUCUCCUCUCCUCUCCUCUCCUCUCCUCUCCUCUCCUCUCCUCUCCUCUCCUCUCCUCUUAUCUUUCUAUUUCCGUCUUCGCAUCGAGGCUGAUUCGACGACCAUCGUUGAUGCUCCUUCUUCUUCCUCCCGAAAAUCGAAACCGAAUUAUACGAGCGGAAGAAGAGCACGUCUAGUGAAAAAAGAACACUCUCCUUUGAUAUAGAGUAACGCGUUUAAAAGCAUUUCUCUUACCUUGAAACAAACUCAAGUACGUACACGGCAAAUUAUUCGGAUACGUUCGAGCUCUCCGGUGCACGUUGCGAAUAAUUAUGCGAUCUCUUUACUCGUCCCACCGGACGAUGCUUCCAUUAAUUUGCUCUGUUCGUUCGAAAAAUGACGCGGUAUUAAUCAAAUUCCUGCCGGAGAAAUUUUUUAGAGAAAAGGGCUUGGGAAUUGGGAAGAUAGAUGGGUAGAUAGACAGGUAGGUAGAUAGAUAGAUAGAUAGAUAGAUAGAGAGAGAGAGAGAGAGAGAGAGAGAGAGAGAGAGAGAGAGAGAGAAAGAGAGAGAGAAGCCUGACCGACAAAGAGAAAACGACUUUGAUCGGAUCGAAGAAAUACUUAUCGUGAAAUUAAGUAUCGACGGGCAGGAUAUAUUUGUCGACUUUGUUAAUUAAUCUCAUCACGUUUCUUCUUAUAUAUGUUCGUUAGUUCGAAUUAAAUCAUUGUUUUUCCUGAUAUUAAAGCGAUUCAUUUUAUAUCGCGACAUCUUUCGCGUUAAAUCGUUAAUUCGUUUUUGAGGCAAACUACGAAACUAGUUGUUUUAUCUCUUCGUAACGUUCGAAAUCAAUCGAAUAAUCGGAUCACGUCCGUUCCGAUAAUUUCUUUUUAUUCUCUUAUGAAAACUUAACAUCGAAAAUCCAUCGACCAUGAUAUCGGUCUAAUGAAAGCAUGCUGGGCUGGAAAAGGAACAGCCGUGCUUAAAAUCACAUUCUUGUCCAUUCGUAUUUACUCAUAUCCUUAAUGAUUUUCGAUAAUCUCAAAUUAUCUCAAAUUUUCGUUAAGAGAAAAUAACAUAAACGAACGCGCAUUUAAUAUGUAUUUAAUGCUUAAUCAAUUCGUCGUACCGUUCAAUUUUUAAACUUAAGAUUUAAAGUUUUAAAACGUAAGAUUACGAUUUAUUUUCAUGCAUAGGAGCUUGAAUGAAAACUUUGUUAUUUUUCUCGAUUGCUCGAUAAGGAUGGGCAAUUAACGUGGACUGUCUUUUGGAUUGAAAAGCAAAGAAAAUAGUAGUAAAAAUUUAAUUAGUUAAAAAGUCU
Molecule: messenger RNA, 2897 nt
Organism: Vespa mandarinia (Asian giant hornet)
Lineage: Eukaryota; Metazoa; Arthropoda; Insecta; Hymenoptera; Vespidae
Gene: Oct-TyrR
Product: Octopamine-Tyramine receptor
Biological process (GO): G protein-coupled receptor signaling pathway
Cellular component (GO): plasma membrane
Molecular function (GO): octopamine receptor activity
Source: RefSeq, a predicted model, not a curated record